AUGACCAGCAUUGCCAGUUUCUGGACCAUGAGACAUGGGUAUUUAAGGCUGCUCCCAGUGCUGUGCACGGUGCUGAGUCUGUGUGGAGCUGCAGCCCAGAACUCAGGCUGUGCCAGGUGGUGUCCUCCGAACUCCAAGUGUCUCAGUGCCGACACCUGCCGCUGUGAUGCGGGAUUCAGUUCAGUGGAGGAGCUCAUCACCAGCCCGGACGGCAGCUGUGACGACAUCAACGAGUGUGCACCACCUUUGAGGACAUACUGUGGGAAGUUUGCGGACUGCGAGAACACAGAAGGGAGCUAUUACUGCACGUGCAGCCCAGGAUAUGCACUCGAGUCUGGGGACAAAAUAUUCAGGAACGAGAGUGAGAACACGUGUCAAGACGUGGACGAGUGCCGCUCCGGACAGCACCAGUGCCACAGCUCCGCCGUCUGCGUCAACACCGUGGGGUCCUACAGGUGCCGCUGCCCCCCGGGCUGGCGUGUCCUGGAGAGUCUGGAUGAGCUGCUGGAGACCCCUGGGGACCUGCAGACCCUGCCUCGCUCACAGCAGCACUGUGUGGCCACUCAGCUGCUCCUGGACCUGGAAAACACACUGAGAGUCCUGGGCCAGACCCUGCCGGAGGGGUCACUCACCUUCCUCGGUCCUGCAGACACAGCACUGACCCUGGAGUUGCAGGUUCCAGGCGACAGGCAAGUCACCUUGAGUCAGAAUCAGACAAAGAUGCAGCUGACCUGGGACCUGGCCCAGAAACCCGGUCACCCAGGCCCCUCCAUGGUGGGCCUCAUCUCCAUUCCCAAGAUGGGCAAGCUGCUGGCUGAGGCUCCGCUGGUCCUGGAGCCAGCCCAGGAGGCAACUGCUGAGACAAACUGGGGCCCACACCUGACACCAGCCCUGCUCUCCGAUGUCAUCACAGCCUUCCUGAGCCACCGGGACACGCAGAACCUCAGCUCCCCGGUGACCUUCACCUUCUCCCACCGGGCGGCGAGCGCUGGGCCGCGGCGUGGGGUGCUCUGCGUGUCGUGGCUCGGUGGCCGGGGUGAGUGUGGACACUGGGUCACCACGGGCUGCGAGACGGUGGACACCGGAGACUCCAGCACCACCUGCAGCUGCUCCCACCUGAGCAGCUUUGCCGUGCUCAUGGCCCACGAUGGCAGACAGGUGAGACCAUGCGCAGCCUGCGCUGUCACCGGCAGACCGGCACCCACGGAGCUGUGGAAGUGA
Dipodomys ordii (Ord's kangaroo rat) is the source of this 1221-nucleotide messenger RNA. Its product is annotated as EGF-like module-containing mucin-like hormone receptor-like 2. Gene Ontology annotation, cellular component: membrane. The record is from RefSeq and is a predicted model, not a curated record. NCBI's taxonomy places the organism in Eukaryota, Metazoa, Chordata, Mammalia, Rodentia, Heteromyidae. Gene Ontology annotation, molecular function: G protein-coupled receptor activity; calcium ion binding. The coding region runs from base 1 to 1221 and encodes 406 amino acids. The transcript is spliced from 9 exons.